AUGUUUUUUCUUAUCAUAUUAUUAUCUUUUUUUUUAAGUAAUUUUAAUUUUUUUUUAACUUUACAGACAGAAAGUAUCGUUCUUUUUUUUAGCUUUUUUUCUAUGUUUUUUUAUUACUUAACUAGUAAUAGAUUGGAUUCUUUAUUUAAUGUAGAGGAAGAAGAAAUUUCUUUUAUUAAUGAACUAGAUUGGUAUAUAGCUAUUUAUUUUUUUAUAAAAAUAAAAAAUUGGUAUCGUUUUUUUUAUAGGUAUAUCUAUAUCAAAUUAAAUAGUUUUUAUAAAUUUCUAAUAGUUUUAAAAAAUUAUGUAAUGUAUUGGUUUUCAUCUAUUUAUAAUUUGUUAAUAAUACAUUUUAAUAAUUUAAAUAGUUCAUUUGUUUUACAUAGAUUAAAUAGUUUAGAAAAGAGUAAAAAAACAUUUAAAUAUAAAAAUAAUCCGUUUGUUUUUCUUUCUCUAUAA
Messenger RNA from Naegleria fowleri, 459 nucleotides. The record is from the annotation of a RefSeq genome assembly. NCBI's taxonomy places the organism in Eukaryota, Heterolobosea, Eutetramitea, Acrasida, Naegleriidae.